ACUGCAGAGCUAUCUUGGCUCUAUCUUCUAUAAAGCAGCUAGUGUUCCCAAGCCUGUUGAAUGUUGAUAUUAGAAUAUAAAAUGGACCUAAAGAGCUCUUAUCUACUUAUUGCCUUCCUCUCUAUCCAGUUUACCAUUGCUGCAGCUGUAUCUAUCCCGCCUCUACCAACUGAAGGGAUACAGUUAUACCUCUCUUCAGAUAACAGUGUCCUACCAGAUUACAGUCUUCUUCAAGAAUCUCAACUUCCCCUCAGUCAGGGGCUUCAGGGGCUUUGGUGUCAAACCAGCAACAGUUCUCAGAGCAUUAACUGGUACCUACCAAAUGGGACUCUUGUCCCAGCGACCAAUGGCACCGGUCUACCAGUGUACUCCUACAGUGCUCCUGGUCAGUCGGGUCUCCUUCGUACUGAUCUAAUAGGGUCCUAUCAAGGACUGUACAGCUGUGUUAUCAGUAAUGGAGGGAACAAUGACAGCUCAACAUUAGUGGCAGCUGUUGUAAGGGACACGGAAUAUAACAGUGCUGUUGGUCCCAUUGUCACUGGUGAUCUUCAUUUCUCUCUUUUAUCGUCAGUUGACUCACCACAAGUUUCCUUUUCUCUCUCCUUUAAUGUUACCAGGCGUCCACCGACCAAUGUCACCUGUAGCCUCAACGGCACUGUCAUACCAGUCAACGGUAGUGAUAUACACCGGAGGGCAAUAGGGUCAACAUUGGAUAACAUACUGAUUGAAGUGAUGGUGAUAAUAAGGAUCAGACAGGCUGGCCUGUAUAGCUGUACUGUCUCUAAUUCAAGAGUUGAUAAUGUACACGUGUACCCAGGAGCUGGCAAUGGGAGGUUCAUAUCAGUUACUGAUCCUCCAUCCAAUGUACUUGUUAACAGAACAGGAUUGACCAGUUUUAACGUCAGCUGGACCCCUCCCCCCUUUCUCUCCGCCCCACUGGCAGGAUAUCAAAUAUUCCAUCUUCCCAUUUCUGGUGCCAAUGUGAUGAGUGGAGUAAAUAUUGUCAAUAAUGAGAGUCAAACAGUAGCCAUUGAUGAUCUAAUAUUUAAUGUUACAUAUCAGAUAUUUGUAGUAUCAGUUGGAGGGGAUAUACCCAGUGAGCAAUCCAAUGCAAUACUUGCAUCAACAGGCGUUACAUUCAGCAUUACUUCACAUCCUCCUCUCAUUCCAUACAUUGGUGACACUGAUAUUACAUUAACAUGUACAGUUGCUCUUGAUGUACCGAUGAUAGUGUUUCAGUUGGUAUGGUUGGGUCCUAAUGAUACUGUGAUUCAUACUAACAGCGUUAACAUGAAUCAGUCUGGGCCUGAUGUCAGUAUACAGAGUAUUGAUCUCAGUCUUGAUCUCAUUGAUCCAGCUACCAUUGGAAUGUAUAGAUGCAUGGCUAAUUUCAGUAAUGAUAAUGUCACAGCAAGUACAGACUAUGAACUAAUUGGACAAGCUCCUGAUAUUAAUGUCACUGUGUCCAUAGUGUAUGGAGACCAGUCUUUAAUAGAGGGUACUUAUACUGACCUGCUGUGUACAGUCAGUAAUAUUCAAGGAUUAGCAUCACUCACUAUUGUGUCAUGGUAUUACAAUGGAACUGAGAUUAGCAAUGGAACUGAUUAUACUCUCAGUCAAGAGAGGAGGGAACUCCUUAGGAUAAACCAGCUGUCAGUAUCCAGGGAUAAUGAAGGAGUAUACUCGUGUGUAGUGAGUGUGGAUACUCGGUAUCUUAUUGGAGGAGUGGGCAAUGACUCUGUGGCCUUAGCUGUUCAAAGUUUCUCGUCUAAUGAUAUAAAUAUAUUCAUAUCAUUUUCAAAGCCCAGUCUAUUUCUUGGUGAUUCAUUUAUUCUACAGUGUUCAUUAACAGUACCUGAUAGAUAUAUCUACCAACCAACAUUAUUUGAAGCUAGAUUCUUGUCAUUUGAACUGCCUCUUACUACUCCUUACUUGUCUGGUGUUAGUGAAGAGGCCAUUGUUAGAAAUGGAAGCACUUAUAUACGAAGUUAUAACUUUACAUCAGUCACUGAUAGUCAUAUAUAUGAGUAUUUAUGUAAAGUUGGGUUUGCCAAUGGUGUUACUAAGAAAACAGAUCUUAAACAGUUGAGGGCACAACUCACUCCUCCUUUACUCAGUUUCAACGAUGACAUCAUCCAGGUCUAUGAGAGUACUCCAUUGAUUAUCACUUGUAACAUUAUCCUCCCGUCAGUAAUCAUGGAGCUACACGAGGAAGGAUCAUGGACUGGACCAGAUGGUCAACCAGUCCAGAUCACAUUCAAUGGUAGAAUAACAGCUUCAGGGAUUAACAGACACAAUAAGAAUGUCCUUAGGAUCAGUCCGGCUGAUAAUGGAGACCAGAGUAUCUUCAAUGAUACUGGGUUCUACACCUACACCUCCAAUAUCUGGAUUAACGAUGAUAAUAUAAUACCAGCUACUAGCAAUGCUACAGUCCUUGUUAGGAUUAUAGACCUGCCUCCAUUACAAGUUGAUAUUAAUGUUACGGGUAGGAGUAUCUUUGGUCAAAAUGUUACUUUAGUCUGCAGUGUGGAGCCAAUCACUAACCUUGAGGUAUCAAUAAUUUGGAGAAGAAAUGGAACACUGCUGCCAGCUGUUACUGGAGCUGAUUCCUCGAUCCUAUCAUUGAGAUCCAUUGACAAUAGUUAUAAUGGAGUCUAUACUUGUACUGUAGGGUAUAACGUUACAACCACUGGUGAUAAUAGCAGGGUUGAUGAAGAAUAUGAACUCAUCGUGCAAGAUUUAGGAUCUCCUCACAAUUUCCGCUCAUCAUCAGUGACACCAUCCACCAUUGUACUCUCCUGGGACCAGCCCUCCCUCGCGACCUUUGGACAGUUUGAAAGAUACGAACUGGUCAUAUCUUUUACCAAUGGAACCAACGAGACCACAGUCAAGAUAGACCCAGUGUAUAAUACAUAUCAAUUGGAUGGACUGUCUCCUCAUCAACUAGUAGUGUUUACAAUAUCAGUUCUUUAUCCUGAUGGAUAUGGACCACUUGUAUCACUGAAUGUGACUACACUACAAGAUGAGUCCAGUCCAGUGCGUAACCUAUCCAUUGACUAUCAGUCUUUAUUGAUAACCUGGGCCCCUCCCCUAACACCCAAUGGUGUGAUAGAGCACUAUAGACUAGUACUGACUGAGUAUAAGGAGCCACUGGUUGCUAAUGUCACUGUUGCUGAUACUACAGUAUACAACAUUAGCAGUUUAGCUCCUGGUGUUCCUUAUGAAGUGACUCUAUGGCCAGUUAAUGGAGCUGGUCCUGGUCCUAGUGAAUACCUGCUGUUCUUUAUAGAGGAGACUGCCCCUCUACCAGUGUCCAAUGUAACCCAAACACGUAUCAACGGUACCCAUGCUAUGGUACACUGGUCGCCAUUGUCCUUAAGAGAAGCCAGAGGUUUCAUACGCAGCUACACUGUGGAGUAUGAACCAGUGGCUGACCAGAGAAGACUAAAGAGAAGAGUCUCAUCAGUGACUGUUGCCUCAGGUGUGAGCAGUAUAUUACUCAAUGACUUGAUACCUGGCAGUUCUUAUGGGAUAAGAGUAGGAGCUACUAAUAAUGGAGGAACUGGUGGUAACAGUGAACCAACCAUUAGUGAUAGACCCCCUACUUCUAAAUUUCAAUUACAAAUCAGACCCAUUGAGUCCUGCAACGAUGAUAAAGACACAUUGGUUGAUGUACUACAGUCAGUAUUAGUGGAUACAAUAUCCUCUAACUGCAGCUGCUCAUUUCAAGAGGAGUACAUCAGUGGAGAGUCCCUUACCUGCAGUAACUCCAGUGCUUAUUAUAGAGCUAACAUUACAUCAUUCGGUUCUAUAAAUAGCACAGUAUUAAUAGACUACAUAUCACAAUGGAUAUCAACUGGACCUAACAUUAGCUCCUCAAUAAUGAUAGACCCAUCCUGCCCCACAGUGUACCUCAGUAAUGAUGAUCCUUUCUGUGCAGUGGAGGUCUCACCUAGUCCUAGUGUAACUGAUCCACCUGCUGAAGAAGCUAAUGGUAGUCUAUUAGUAACAGUGGUAGUGGUCAUUGUAGUGAUUGUAGUUGUACUGGUGAUAUUGAUACUAAUUACUGGAGGCAUAGUGUACUGUCUUUAUAAAAGAAACAAACCAAAACCAAAAGAUCAGUUAGAAAGACACCCACUGGCCAUCAGUUACUACAAGAAUGACUUCAAAGCAUCAGACAUGAUACCAGAGGAAGAGGAGGAUGGGAUCUACGAGCCACUGGACCCUGAGGGGAACCUAAAGGUAUCACGAAACAAGAGCCUCACGACAACCCUCCCCCUACCCCCGGUACCUGAGGGAGGAGGGGAGAGACCAGUGCAUAGGAAUGAAAGGAGCCAGUCGAUGAUAGUCUCUGGAUCAGGAUCAACACCAACAAGACUAUUACCCCUCCCUCCCACUCCUCCAUCACUGAAUGAAGUACACAGUAACAAUGCAACCACACCCACACAAUCCAAUGGAUCCCAACCACUGCCCAUCAGUGAGUCUCUUCCUACCAGACUCUCAGGACCAAAGACUGGGGCUUUCAGUCCCGGACUGGGUUCCUUAAAUGAAGAAACUGCUCCCGGGGAUGUUAAUAAAGUAAUUGCUGGAGGUACUAAACCAAAAGGAUUCACGACGACACCAUCAGCUGCUUCAGUCCAAUCUAUUGGCAGUAAAAGAGCAAGCAAUCUGACCAUUGCAUCUCAUUCAAUGUCAGACCGCGGUCCAUUGUCACCAGCGACCAGUGGAUCACCUGUUCUAUCACCAUCAAGCGUCCUCUCCCCUCAAUAUGAAACACUAAUGUCUCCAUUGUAUGCCAACGCUGAUGCUAAGGCAGUGGCUAAGAGGACAGUGUCUUCAGAAGGAGAAGAUGAAGAGAAGUACAUUAUAAUGAAAGGGACUGGGUAUGCUGACCCAGUUGAACUCACAAAGACUGAUCCCGCCCCCACGAGUCCUCAAGAGUAUGAGACCCCAGUGUCUUCAAGAGGAGGGACACCGGUACCGACCAGUAGACCAGGGUCUAAGGCAGCAGUGGCUCUCAGUAAGAGUUUAAGUCCAAGAGAUCGUGUGUCCAGCUGCAACUCAGUAUCUUCAAGAGAGGAAGGAGCUCCUUUUAAUAUUGAUGAAUCUGAUAUUUAUUCAAAGCCGGUGGUUCCCAACAUAUACAGUGAUGAUAUUGAUGAUGAUGCUACCGAUGCUACAGGGCAUGAGUAUGCAAUACCUGUUGCUUCACCAAAACCUCCUACCUCUCCCGUCCCUAUUGUAGGCAGUGAUUGGUUGUAUGCUGAACCUAACAGUCCAUCAUCCACUGGCUCAGUACCUCAAGAUUAUGAAGUACCAAUAGUUACUAAGCAAAUACCAGCCUCACCUCUUCAUAUCGUAGCUCAGGAAUAUCAAGUGCCAGUAGUAUCUAGUAAUGAAGUGAGUCCUCAGACAUCACUGGAUCAUCAGUCUCCAUCGGUUGAUUCAAAACCAGCCAAUGAAGAACAGUCUCACGUCCUUCAUCAAGAGUAUGAUAUUCCAGUUGUACCUAGUCGUGAUGAUGAUGAUCCCAAGACAAUAGCAAAGAGUGACUCUACAGUAAUGGACAGUUCAUCAGUGAAUGAUAAAGAACUAGGCCAGGGGGAGGUUACUGCUGUCAUCAAAGACACUGAAACAGGAUCAAAUGAGAGGGAGACAGAGGAGGUUCAGCUGUACAUUGAAGAGAAAUACGAGGAGGAGGAGGAGGAGGAGGAGGAAGAAACUGAUGAUAAGGAAAAUGAAAUGAAGAGAGAGAAGGAGGAGAAUGGUGGCCUUGGUCUGGUUGAAAAGGAUGAAGGAGGUUUAGGGACAAUGACUGACAAUAAAGACUUGAAUCAAGAAAAAGGAAAAGAUGAUAACAAUGGAAUGAUCAAUGGUGAAAUUGGAACAAAUUUAUAAAAAAUAAUAAUAAUAAUCACAUUUAUGACUUUUAUAUGUUGUCACAGAAAAAAUUAAUAAAAUAAUAAUUAUUACAAUUAAUUGUAUGUUCUGCCUUUUUAAAUGACAUAUUAUUAUUGUUAUUAUUAUUACUAGA
This is a messenger RNA of Amphimedon queenslandica, 6034 nucleotides long. RefSeq lists its product as uncharacterized. The coding region runs from base 61 to 5898 and encodes 1945 amino acids. Gene Ontology annotation, molecular function: protein binding. The transcript has 16 exons. Lineage: Eukaryota; Metazoa; Porifera; Demospongiae; Haplosclerida; Niphatidae. The record is from RefSeq and is a predicted model, not a curated record.